AUGGAAGAGACUGUUAUAAAAGCCAAUCUUGGAAUAGGGGGAUGGGAUGGUGCCAAGGAGUACGAAAAGGAUAGUGGGUUUCAUUACAGGGCGAUUGAGUUCCUGAAGUCCAUCAAGUGGAAGACUCUGAUCGCAAUCUGCUCCCAGCAUCGCCAAGGUAUGCCAUGUCGAAUGUCUGGGAAGUUCUCUAUUGGUCUUAGCCACAUGGUGCGGCAGGUGAAAUUCGAGGACGGGGAGCUAUGGGUUGUGCGAUUGAGGAUGCCCUUUUUUGAUGGGACCCCCGAAAUUCAAGCAAAACAGAUGUUGAUCUCGGAGGUUGCCUCAAUGAGAUACCUAAGGUGGGCCAGAAUUCUCAGCAAUAGCAAAGCAAAAGCGCUAACAUUGAAAACUUCAAGGCUCAAGACGUCCAUUCCUGUUCCGGAGGUCUUCUUUUACAACGACGAUCCCGCCGAAGUAGGAGCCGUGUACAUGGCCAUGCAGUAUAUCCCUGGAACGACGGCCUAUAACCAACGGCUCAUGGACCCAAGAGCAGCGAUCGGAACACCAAGGCAAGAUUGUUUCGGAACACAAGAACAAGACCGGAAAUUUCGACAACACAUGGCUGCCAUACAGGUAGAAUUGGCGUCGAUCCAAUUUGAUCAAAUUGGUUCACUCUAUCAAAACCCAGAGACACAGGAGUUCUACAUUGGCCCUGAUUGUGAGUCUAAUGAGGGACCCUGGAGUUCGGCAAAAGAAUAUUACCGCGAUCUUGCCCUCCGAUCAUUCAGAGAAGCAGCUCGGAUGUGCGACCAGGAGACACAAGACGACGCUUCAUUUGGCCUUCCGUUCAUUUUUGAAAAGGCAAUGGAGAUAUACACGGAUAAAUCCCUAGACCGGGGACCAUUUGGACUUGUCCACCAAGGCUGUGGAGCCCGCAACGUUCUUGUGAAUGAGAAGUAUGAGAUUCUGGCCGUCAUCGACCUAGAUGAUAUGAUCUCUGCCCCCAUCGAGAUACAAGCACAAUUUCCAUCUUUUAUCGGGCUGGACAGACCUAUACCGUUCGAGGUCUUGACCGAACCUCUCUUUAUUGAGCGAAUGAAGAUUGUCGGACCAAAUCUGCUCAUAUACAAGCAAUUAGUCGAGGAUUGUGAAAAGGCAAUAGGAAGAGAUCUGGGAAUUAGUAAGUUAAUGCUCUCGGAAUCCUCUGCUGUUGUAAUGGCACUCAAUGGUUAUAACGCACAUAUGUUAUACAUGAACCAACCUUGGAUGGCUUCUUUAUUGCAGCUGGUCCGGCAAAAGCUCGUUUCUACACCGGCUGGUAACUAG
Messenger RNA from Penicillium paradoxum, 1305 nucleotides. Its product is annotated as aminoglycoside phosphotransferase family protein. NCBI's taxonomy places the organism in Eukaryota, Fungi, Ascomycota, Eurotiomycetes, Eurotiales, Aspergillaceae. The record is from RefSeq and is a predicted model, not a curated record. The transcript has a single exon. The coding region runs from base 1 to 1305 and encodes 434 amino acids.